This is a messenger RNA of Mauremys mutica (yellowpond turtle), 3835 nucleotides long. RefSeq names its product XK related 8 (gene XKR8). Lineage: Eukaryota; Metazoa; Chordata; Testudines; Geoemydidae. Bases 155 to 1396 code for a protein of 413 amino acids. The transcript is spliced from 3 exons. Gene Ontology annotation, biological process: phosphatidylserine exposure on apoptotic cell surface; engulfment of apoptotic cell; apoptotic process involved in development. Gene Ontology annotation, cellular component: plasma membrane. The record is from RefSeq and is a predicted model, not a curated record.
GGCUCAAGGGGCAGGAGGGGAUUUCGGGGGGUUCCCCAGGGCAGCAGAGAGCCUAGGGCAGGAGGGUCCCAGGGCGGGUUUGGUAGGAGGCCAUCAGGCAGAGUAGGGCUGUGCAGGGAGAGCGAGGCGGUGCCAUCUGUGGCCCCUUUGUGCCAUGGCAGGGUCAGGCCAUGGCGCUGGUGGCCCCCCACCCUCGUCUCCUCAUUACCGGUACCUGGACCUGCUCUUCGCCCUGCUGGGCGCUGCUGCUUUCUUGGCAGACCUGGUCGCUGAUCUGUGGGUGGCCUCCAGCUACAUGCAGGCUGGGCACUGUCUCUGGGGGGGGCUGGUGCUGGCACUGCUGGGCCUCUCCUCCCUGGCCAUGCAGUUCUUCAGCUGGGCCUGGUACCAGACGGAUGACAUCGAGCAGGACCUUCCCAGUGGCCGCUGCUUGACUGUGGUGCACCUCCUCCAGCUGGGCUAUCUCUACAGGUGUCUCCGUAUGCUGAGAGUGGGCUGGCGAGUAUGCAGGGCAGAGACUGCACCGCAGCAGGAGCGAGGCUACGCUGUCUUCCUGUCCCAUGACAUCAGCAUGCUGCGCCUCUUUGAGACCUUCCUGGAGAGCACCCCUCAGCUCACGCUUGCUCUCGCCAUUGUUCUGCAUACAAACAAGGUGGAGCUUUUCCAGGGGCUUGGGAUUUGCACUGCCUUCCUAUGCGUGGCAUGGUCACUCCUGGAUUAUCACCAGUCCCUCCGCUGCUUCCUGCUGGACAAGCAUGAGCUGGGCCCACUCUCCUCCACCAUCUACUUCCUGUGGAACUUCCUCCUCAUCGGCCCCCGUGUCCUGGCAGUCGCGCUCUUCGCCACACUCUUCCCGUGCUACAUCGGCCUGCACUUCCUGGGCAUCUGGGCUGCCAUGCUCCUCUGGGUCUGGCUGCAGGGCACUGACUUCAUGGAGGGCCCCAGGUGGGAAUGGCUCUACAGGGCAACGGUGGCUGUGAUUCUAUAUUUCUGCUGGUUCAAUGUGGCCGCGGGGCAGACGCGGCAGCGCAGCGCAAUCUAUCAUGGCUUCAUCCUGGUGGACAGCGUGCUCCUGGCUGGCUCCUGGCUCUGGUACAACGCCCCUCUGCGUGAGCGCUCCUAUCUGCUUCCUGUGCUGCUUGCUGCCCUGGUCUGCUCUGUGCUCGGGCUGCUGCUGAGAAUCACCUACUACAAGUGGCUCCACCCCACGCUGCAGACCCGGCGCCAGGCGAGCUAUGAUGAAGUAGACACUGCAGAAGGACUAGCUGGUUUCCGAGCUGGCCCAGCGCCAGCCCCUGUGAACAGACGGAUGUACCAGCUGUCCCAGAACCACUUGGUCUCUUUGCAGGCCGGGCGAAACUGGGGGAAUGGUGUCCUAGAUGACAUGUCUCUCUGAGCACAGCUGUCCCUGCUCCAGGCAGAGGGAAUUACACCUCAGGGAUCUGUGCAGGGGGAUCCCAUUCCAGACCUGGCCCCAGCGUUCCCAGGGACCGAGCACCACACCUCCGGAAUGGGCAGCUGUUGCAGGGAGAGGAGAGUGGAGAGAGCUGGGCGGGCCGAGAGCCCUGGCACUUAGGGUCCAACAGCUGGCAUCCAGCACGGGUAGCUGUGAAGCCUGUUCUGGGCUGGCACUCUUCCAAUGGGAGUGUCAUGGGAGAAACCCGCUCUAAGAGUGCUGGAUGCUGAGUGGGCUCAGCAGCGUGUUAACCCUUCUUGUUAGGCCCCUGCCCCGGGAUCUGCUCCACUACAGCGAACUCCUCACUUUUUUCCUGCUGGUUGCAGUUGCUCCUGACUUCUGCUCUGCACGUUGCCCUGUUUAGCCCCAUCCCCAUUUCCCUGCCAGGCUCUCCCCUGCUUUGUUUCAUUUCAGCAGAGUUCAAUGGGAAACCGUCUGCUCUGUUCUUGGCAGGACCUGCCAAAUUUUCCAUUUGUCUGGGAUUUCCCUGCACUUGUAAUUUCAAAGCUUCCCUGUAGCAGUGGGUAACCCAUGGAGCCUCUAGGGAGGGCUUGGCCCCUGCGGGGAGCGUCAGUUUGCUGAGGUUUAUAAAGGGAAGGCUGUCAGUCCAGGGUGGUAUAAUACUGUAACGCGGUAUUGUGCCUUAGCCAGGGAACAGCAGCGUCUUCUUGUUGUAGAGACGGAGCGGGGGGUAGGCAUGUGGAGAAUUCAGGGGGUGGAGGGGAAGUGAAUGGUGUGGAGAAUUUGGGCGGGGGGGAAGGGGAGAUGACUGACAUGGAGAAUUUAGGGGUGGGGGAAGGGAAUGGUGUGGAGCAGCAGUUUUCAAACUGUGGGUCGGGCCGCAGUACUGGGUCGCGGCGGCUCUGGUCAGCACUGCCACCUGGGACGUGAAAAAUACUGUCAGCGAUGCUGCCCGGCUAAGGCAGGCUAGUCACUACCUGUUCUGACACCGCACUGCGCCCUGAAAGCGGGCAGCAGCAGGCCCGGCUCCUGGGGGAGGGCCACGGGGCUCCGCAUGCCCCCACCCCAGGCACUGGCUCUGCACUCCCACUGCCCCAGCCCCGAGCCCCCUCCCCCACCCUGAACCCCUCAUUCCCAGCCCCACCCCUGCACCCCAAUCCUCUGCCCCAGCCCUGAGCCCCUCCCACACCCCUCCUCCCCAGCUCAGUUGGGUCGGGGCAUCAACCAUUUUCUUCAACUGCGUCGCCAGAAAAAAAGUUUGAAAACCACUGGUGUAGAGGAGGGUGGGGGGAGGGGACUGACUUAGAGAAUUCAUGGGCGUGAGGGGUGAAUGCUCUGAGCUGACUAAACCCUUUGCCUUUUUCAAAACAAAGCUAAAAUGCUGAAGUUUUUUCAGUGUUGGUUCUUUGUCACAAAGAUACUUGGCGUGUUCCUGCAUGAAUCCCAGCCCCGAUCUUAGCCCCCUUUCCCCCAUCCAGCCGUGGCUGCCCCCUGCUCUCCCAGCCUUACGAAAUAGCUGCUGUGUUGCUGGAAGUCAAGAGCUUGGUUUGGGAGUUGUCAUGCUUGGGUCCUACACCAGGGGUGGGGCUGCUGACUGACUGCAGUUUCCCGUGCGGUGUAGCCAAGUCGCUUAGUUUCCAGUUUGUGGGAAGCAUAUAGGCCUGGCCUCCUGCAGGUUCUUGGCGUGGCUCUUGUGGAUUUAGGCGGUGCCCAGCUGGAGAGGUGUGUUUCCAUGUAACAGUCCCAAAGCUUCCCCAGCUGGGCAGGAGAGGGGCUGAGGUUUGUGGCACGUGCAAAGCAGGGUGGAUUGAUUAAAAUCAAUAAUUUAAAUCAACUUCUCCAUUUGUGCUUCAGUCAUUUUCUAAAGGAAGUGAGAUAAAUGUUGAUUUACAACCCCAUAGGGCCUUGACACUAGAUUUGGAACAUAUUUUUGCUACCUCAGAGAGUACACUACACUGAUACUUUUAUGUAAGCAAUUAUACAGCUUAAUAUUUUCAGAUUCUUAACUGUACAUUUUUAGUAUGGUAAAGGAUAUUUUACUAGAUAACUUUUUGCUCAUUUGUGUCAAGCUGUGUUCUGAUAACUGGAAUUUAAACAAACUAUAUAAAAUUUAUUUUUAUUAAACAAAGCUACCUUAAAAGUUGUUUUACAUAAAUGUCUUAUCAAAACAUGUUUCACAUUUAUAACAAUGGUUUAAUCAAAGAGAGGGAUUAACUGGUCAGUGAAUUAAAUGAUUUCAGAUGUUGUGGAUAAUUGGUCUAAAACUUUUGCCUUCUUUAGAAUUUACAUGGAAAGCAGGUCAAGUUAUUUUCAAUUAAAAAAAAAAAAGCUAUAAACAGGUAAAAGAGAACCAGACAAAGUAAACCAAAAAGGCCAUUCUGAUAUAAUCCAAAGACUACAAAAAGAACAGGAGUACUU